Molecule: messenger RNA, 861 nt
Organism: Thermochaetoides thermophila DSM 1495
Lineage: Eukaryota; Fungi; Ascomycota; Sordariomycetes; Sordariales; Chaetomiaceae
Exons: 4
Coding region: 1-861 (286 amino acids)
Molecular function (GO): protein binding
Source: RefSeq, a predicted model, not a curated record
AUGUUCUCCCGGCGUUUCGAUGCAUCCUCUUUCAGCAAAAGCUUCUCGAAAUCCACCAGACAUUCGAGGUCAACCUCCUUCAGCGUGAAGGAUGCUGGCGUCUCAAAGCGGCGGCCUUCUGAAUCACGCCGUCGUCCUGGCACCUCCUCCGGGUCUGUUGCUGACUCGUCUGAUGUGACCUUGGACAACGUCAUCUCCCCUAUUGUCACCCUUAUCGUCGGCCCCGACCAGCGGAUCUUUGCCGCGCACGAGAAUGUCCUCGCUAAGUCUCCUUUCUUCCAGAGCAUCCUGCAGAACCAGUUGCUGGAGGCUCAAACGAAGAAGAUCCUACUUCCUGACGAAGAGCCUGAAGUAUUCUCUGCUGUGCUCGAGUACCUUUACAAGGGUGAAUACUACCCUCGACUUAUCUUCAACAAGAAACGGAACACAUGGGAGCUGGAGCAGGAAGCUGAUGGUGGCCGUGCCGAAGCCACCAUCCACCAUCAUGAGGUUGAGGGAGAACUUCUCAAGGAUACAGCCAUCUAUUGUGCAGCUGAAAAGUAUGGCCUGGAGGAGCUGAAGAGGAUUGCUCUACGGAAGCAAGGGCUUCAAUGUGGCAUCCAAGCCAGUACCAUCCUGACCUCGGCUCGCUACGCCUACGCCCACACCCCCGAUACCGACUCCAAGCUGCGUGCUCACUACCUCGCGCUCAUCAUUCGCAGCCGCAAUACCUUCAAGCGCAGCGGCACGAUGCAGCUGGAGAUGUUUAACGGUGGCACUCAGCUGUUUUUCGAUCUGUUUGUUGCCUUGUGCAACCAUGUGGACGAUAUCUCCGCUGCCGCCAGCUCGCCUAGGAGCCCUCGCAGCGGCCGCGUUUUCUGA